Molecule: messenger RNA, 918 nt
Organism: Penicillium maclennaniae
Lineage: Eukaryota; Fungi; Ascomycota; Eurotiomycetes; Eurotiales; Aspergillaceae
Exons: 1
Coding region: 1-918 (305 amino acids)
Source: RefSeq, a predicted model, not a curated record
AUGUACUCUAUCCCAUUCUUGCGCACGGCCCACUCCGGCCAUCGGAGUCCAUUACGACGAUUAUGCAUACUGCAAUCAAUCAACAUUGCCCCUGGUGCCCUGAUCAAGUCUCCCCGAUUUAGUAGGGAAUCAUUCCUCCCACCGAUCAACCCCAUCAAGCAUACACCAUCCGUAUCUUACAGCACAAGGAGUCCACCCGCCGUCAUGCCGGAAAUCCAGCCCCGCUUCCAACAGCUAUUCACAGAGCUGAAGAACCGCUUCAGCACCACCACCUUAGGCAGCGACAAGUGGUAUAUCCUUGCCACAGCCACUCUAGCCGCAAGCCCAGAUCCUGAGCGUGCGGACCAGCUCUGCUUGUACCUCUGCAGCCAGCCAGAGUAUGCGACCUCGCCCGCCCGCCAGGCACUAGUCCGCCGUCUCCGCGAAGCACUGAUCAAAGCCGUCCCGAUUGUCGGCGUCUGCAAGCCCAUUGAAGCAAUCCUUUCCAUUAGCAAAGUUGAGCGCGAUGAAGACAAAGAUUAUACAUUCACGCGCGAAGGCUGGCAAUGCGACCAGGCCAACCAUGACCGCGGCACCGAAUGGAUGCAGAAGUUGUACUCGCGUAACACGGGUAGUACGUUGAAUUUGUUUGCUGCGCACAAGGAUUUCUCUUGGCUUUCGGAGGAGAUUACCUAUGGGCUGUUCUUGUCGGAUCGUCAGGUGCUGGAUGAUGUGGAUACUCAGCUAGUUGUGUUGCCGGGUAUCAUGAGCCAGAAUCUGCCGAACGAGACGCACUGGCAUAUUCGUGGUACGAGGCGCUUGGGUCUUCCUCAGCAGGAGGUCCAGGUCAUCUGGGACUGUGUGCAGCUUGUGGCGCAGUUCUUCGAUGUCAAGUUGAAUAAGGUGCCUACUGUUGAGCAGGUGGAGUAUGAUGUGUAG